ACAAGAAAGACAUCGUGGACAAAACAGGACACCCCCCUAUAAUUUAGUCACAAUAUUAUAGUUAGUUAAAUGGUCUGAUUGUUCAAAUAUGUAUUUUCUUUGAUUGUUGUAAAAUAAUGUGUGCCCCAGUCUCCAAAAAUGACAUAGUGCAGGAAGGGUAGUUAUUCCUCCGUUACACCACAAGAGGGAGUAUCCCCUAAAACAAGCAGCUCUAGCGGGAGUAAAUAAGCCCAGCCACUAACCAUAAGGCAGUGCGCCUAUAAGAGUUGUGUGAGAGUGCAAAAGUGUGUAACGUUGUGCUAUGUCUACAUAUAUGUUUGCAGGUAAGCAGAUACAAGAUGGUAAAUAACUUAAAAUGUAUCUACAGAUGAGUCCACUGGGUUGCAGAGAAUGUGGGAAAGUUGGCCGUUAAUCCCCAUUAUGUGUCAUUAGUAUAUAAGUUAUUGGUAGCGAUGUGAAUUAGCCGUGGCGCUAACGAUUAGCAGCUAGAGAUAAUUCAUUAGUUUGUACGGAAACCUCGUGGCGCUUUUGUGGAUUUAUACCUGCACCGAGCUGUAAUCACAGCAGAUAUAGCCUGGUGGAUCACACUAUCUUUUGUUUAUGUUUAUUUCAUUGUUGUACUGUAAGAAAUAUUAGAGAUUUGAGUUUAAGGACUAACCAUAAGGCAGUGCGCCUAUAAGAGUUGUGUGAGAGUGCAAAAGUGUGUAACGUUGUGCUAUGUCUACAUAUAUGUUUGCAGAUGUUUGCAGAUACAGUAAAGGCGAACUCACAAAGCCACACUGGUUUCAAUUCAUUUUAAUCCAAGUGUGCAACAAAAUUUGGUGGCAGCGGUGGGAUCAGCGGUGCUACUAAGAAGCAGUGUGAGAUUACAGAGUCAUGACACACAGUAUGGAGUUGGAGCAACUGCAAGACCAGCUAAGUGAGAGCUUGCUGCAGUUAAGGUCGGACCAACUACAAGAAGUGUGUUUACAAGCUAAAAUCUCAAUCGGGAAACAGACAAAGAAGCACACGCUGAUCAGAACAAUAAGUGAAGCAGUUGAAACAAUUAUUGAAGUGGAGGAAGAGGAAGUAGCGCACACAUUCCUGGACAGAUUAAUUAAAACUGUUAAAGAACUAAAGGGAAGAGAUGACCCUGCACAGGAACGUGAAGAUAGUAUCAGUAGGGAUUUGGUUGCAUUGGCCAGUCUACAAGAACAAUAUGCAGCAUUGCAACUAAGUUUUCAAACCUCGACAAAAAGGUUAGAGGAAGAAAUGGCAAGACUGACAGACAGAAUGGCCUCCCAAGAAACUAGUCAGGGUCUGGCUACUCAGUUACCUACUCUUCCAUCACCGUUACCUGCUUCACCAGCAACACAGCCCCCUGAAGUGACGAUACGCAGGGAAUUUAGAAUCAGUGGCCAAAUUGGGGAACGGGGUCAGAAAGACAAACUGUCAUACUCCAACCUGAUUCAUCAAAUCGAAAUGGGACUUAAAAAGAAUCACAGCGAAGCUGAAAUUAUUGAAGCUGUUGUUAGGGCCAUAAGCCCAGGCCUAAGUCUCCGUGAUAUGUUGGAGAUUAAAACAGACCUCACCCUCAUGCAGCUUCGUACCAUACUGAGGGGACACUACAAGGAGGAUAGCUCUACUGACCUCUAUCAUCGACUGAUAAAUAUCACUCAAGGAAGUAAUGAGUCCCCACAGAACUUUCUAUUUAGGGCAAUAGAGCUGAAAGAAAGACUCCUAGCAUCAUCAAGGGAGCCAGGGACAGAUGAACAAUACAGUGUUGAACUGAUUCAGAAAAAGUUUCUGCGAGCCGUGGGCACAGGUCUGAUCAGCGACAAUGUGAAAUACCAGAUCAAACCCUACCUGGAUGAUCCAGCAGUCACUGACGAUGUGCUGAUUGCAAAGACAAAUGAAGCGGCCAGCCUUGAGUGGGAGAGGCAACAAAAAUUCAGAAAGACCACCCGAGAAAUGAAAGUAAGAGAGAUAAAAGCAGAGGCACAGUCAGUGCAGGAGGCAGCAGUUGGUGCAGUGGGUGGGCAAGACCAGCCAUUCUCCACCUCGACAAAAGGUAAAGCUGCUAAAGCCCCAGCAACAGUGACUCGCAAGGAAACUGAGCUGUUUGAAAUCAUCAAUCAACUAAAAGGGGAAAUAGCUGAAAUAAAAGGAGCUAUUCGUGAGUCGCACCGACCUUCUCCCUCACACCGCCCAAGCCUCAAACGUGGCUGCAGGGAUUGUCAGGACAGCAAUAGAGGAGAAAACUGCGACCACUGCUUCAAAUGUGGACAAAGUGGACAUUUGUCAAGGGGAUGCCGCACCCAGAGAAAACUUUCAGACAGGGCAGAGCAGAUUGGUAUGUCAGCUAGCACGGUGAACCCACUCCCAUCACCCUCUUUUCAGCCACUAAACCAAGGUGAGCAACAACAAGAUGUUCACAAACUCUUGACAGACAGUAUAAAACAUUUGGAGACAAAAUUAGCAGCCGCCACACAAGAUAAGAGGAAUGAAGCCGUUUCCGUCAACCUCCUCUCCCCAAGGCGAAGAGCCCAGCUCCUCAAUCUUAUUGGGAGGAAGCACAUGAUCACCUGCCUGCUUGAGGGAGUAAAAACCACAGCAUUGUGGGACACAGGAUCACAGGUUUGUCUCAUAAAUGAAAAAUGGAGACAACAGAACAUCCCACACCUCAAAGUUAGGAGUUUAACUGAAAUCAUUGGGCCUGGUAUAUUAGAUGGGAGGGCAGUAAAUCAGACACCAAUCCCAUUUUCUGGGUGGGUUGAAAUCAAAUUCGGGUUGCCCACAGAAGAGGCUGCGCAGUUAGAGCUUCUCGUGCCAGUAUUAGUAGCUCAGGAAGAUGGGGUGGCGGAGGAGCCAAUAAUUGGCUUCAACGUGAUUGAACACAUGCUAGAGAGGGGAAUAGAGCCACCUCGUGCUGUAACAGAAGCUGUUAGCACAGCAUUCUCCAUUGACUGUAAGAAAGCUGAGGUCUUUAUAAAGGUGAUGAAGAGUGGAGACGAUGGGCUAGGUGAGGGCAGAGUGAAGACUGGGAGAGAAUUGAUGAGCAUCCCACCUGGUCAGACAAGAGUUGUCAAGUGUAGUGUGAGAGCAGGUCCACUCCCAGCAGGUCAGGAUGUCCUGUUCGAGCCUAGUCCCUAUCCACAGAUGCCAGAAGGGUUGGAGGUGCAAGAGAGCGUUGUCCAUUUACAGCAGGGCAGCUGGUCCCGUAUUAGCCUCCCAGUCACUAAUACCAAAGCUUAUGAGAUCAUACUGCCUCCGAGAACUGUUUUGGGACAAACUCAGAGGGUCCGAACUAUUUACCCAGCUAACACAGUGGCAGUGGAAAUAGAACAGUUGGAAACAACAAGACCUACGGUAGAAACAACAGCUGCACCUCCAGCUAGCCAAAUGGGGGAACAGGAAAACAGAACAACAAGCAACAGUGAAGGUGUAUGGGACCCCCCAGUUCCCCUUGACCACCUCUCUCCGGCACAGCAGCUGAAGAUCAGACAGCUAUUAAGGGAGGAGAGUAAUGCCUUUGCUCGUGAUGAACAGGAUGUUGGCAAUAUUCCCUCACUGCAGCUUAAGAUCCGCCUCAGUGACCCCACACCUGUUCGCCGAACGUAUACAUCAGUGCCUAAGCCACUUCAUAAAGAAGUGAAAGAAUAUCUGGAAGACUUGCUGAAUAGAGGGUGGAUAAAGAAAUCAAAAUCCUCCUACUCCAGCCCCAUCGUGUGUGUGCGGAAAAAAGAUGGCAGCCUCCGCUUGUGCUGUGACUAUAGGGAGCUAAAUAUGAAGUCAAUCCCUGACCGCCAUCCCAUACCACGCAUACAAGAUAUGCUCAACACAUUGAAAGGAAGCUCCUGGUUCUCGGUCUUAGACCAAGGGAAGGCUUAUCACCAGGGCUUCCUGGAAGAGUCAAGUCGCCCUCUUACUGCAUUCAUCACACCAUGGGGAUUGUAUGAAUGGGUAAGAAUCCCUUUUGGGUUGUCAUCUGCACCGGCAGAGUUUCAGAGGUCGAUGGAAGAAUGCCUUGCAGGGCUGCGGGAUGACAUAUGUCUGCCUUACUUGGAUGACAACCUUGUUCAUUCAAAAACAUUUGAGGACCACUUAAAUGAUCUAAAGCAGGUCCUGCAGCGUUAUCAGAGCCAUGGAGUGAAAUUAACACCCAGGAAAUGUGAACUGUUCAAAAAUCAGGUGAGAUUCCUGGGGAGGUUGGUAACUCAAGAUGGUCACACCAUGGACCCCGCCGACAUUGCUCCUGUCCAGGCCUUAAAACAAAGGAACCCCACCACCAUUGGGGAAGUGAGGAAGCUGUUGGGAUUCAUCUCAUACUAUCGCAACUAUAUUCCUAACUUUUCACGCAUUGCAAAGCCACUCUAUGACCUGCUCUCCUCAGAAAAGCCAGGGGAAGGGAGAGACAGGAAGUCAAAACACAACAAAAAGACAAAGAAUCAAGGGGGUCAGCUACCAUCCUCUCACCCAGUGGCAUGGUCAGCUGAGCAUCAUCAGGUGGUCUGUCAGCUAGUCAAUUUCCUCAUUCAGCCCCCAAUUUUAGGUUAUCCCGACUUCGAGCAACCAUUCAUCUUACAUUGUGACGCAUCGCAGGAGGGACUUGGAGCGGUGCUUUACCAAAGACAAAAUGGGAAGCUAGCGGUUAUUGCAUAUGGGUCUAGGACCCUUACUGCCCCAGAGAAGAACUACCACCUCCAUUCAGGGAAGUUGGAGUUUCUUGCCCUGAAGUGGGCCAUAUGUGAGAGGUUUAGAGAUUAUCUCUACUAUUCACCACCCUUCAUUGUCUACACUGACAAUAACCCCCUCACAUAUGUGCUGACAACGGCAAAACUGAAUGCAACCACACACAGAUGGGUAGCUGAACUCGCUGACUUCCAGUUCUCCAUCAAGUAUCGACCUGGCAGAGCUAACAGAGAUGCAGAUGGUCUCUCACGAAUGCCCUUAGAUAUGGAACACUACAUGCAAACUUGUACAGAAGCAGUGACACCUGAGAUCCUAAACAGCGUGACUCAGGCUCUGGCUGUUCAGCUGCAGGGAAGUGAACCCUGGCUCUGCCCGUUAAACAUCUCAACUGUGGUAGCAGAGCAAAGUGAGGAGGUAGGGAUGUCAGGUCUGGAAAUCCCUAAGGCAAACCUGAGAGAUGCACAAAAAGAGGAUCCUGUAAUCGGGGAAGUCCUUAAGUAUGUCAUCUCUAGUCGGUGGCCAAAGGGCAGAAAACAGGCAUGCAACAAGGAGAUCGCUGCCCUGGCAAGGGAAAAACAGAAACUCCACCUUGAUGAGGAUGGUUUACUGUACAGGAAAACACUCAGCCGAACACAGCUACUCCUGCCUAAGAAGUUCCAUUCGCUCGUUUAUAAAGAACUACAUGAAGACAUGGGUCACUUGGGGGUGGAGAGAGUUUUGGCCCUCAUUCGGGAUCGCUUUUACUGGCCUCACAUGCAGAAGGACGUGGAGCACUACAUAACACAGGUGUGUAGCUGUCUAAAAAACAAGCGUCCCAACAAGCCAACCAGAGCUCCCCUGAUCAAUAUCACUACAACGUACCCGUUUGAGCUGGUCUCCAUUGAUUUUUUGCAUUUGGAGAAAUGUAAGGGAGGGUAUGAGUAUAUCCUCGUGGCCAUGGACCACUUUACACGAUUUGCUCAGGCUUAUCCCUGCAGAGAUAAAAGUGCCAAAACAGCGGCAGAGAAAAUAUUUGGAGACUUCGUCUUGAAGUUUGGUUUUCCCACACGGCUCCAUCAUGACCAGGGAAGAGAAUUCGAAAACAAACUCUUCGCCAAGCUGGAAGAAUACAGUGGAGUCAAGGGAUCCAGAACCACACCAUACCACCCCCAGGGAAACGGCCAGGUAGAAAGGUUCAAUAGGACACUGCUGGCCAUGCUUCGGAACCUCCCAGAGGGAGCAAAAGCAGAUUGGAAGGCAUCCCUGGCAAAAGUGGUCCAUGCAUACAACUGUACGCGCAGCGAGGCCACUGGAUAUGCCCCUUAUUUCCUCUUGUUUGGGAGGAAUCCCAGACUCCCUAUUGAUAUGAUUUUUGGUCUCACAGCUAAUGAUCAAAGCCCUUCUCAUCAAGACUAUGCCGAGAAGUGGAAGAUUCGCAUGAAAGACGCUUACAAACUGGCCUCAGCUACAGCCUGUAAGGAGAGUCGACGAGGGAAAGUGCUCUAUGACAGAAAAAUACACGGUGCAGAGCUGUACCCAGGGUGCAGAGUACUGGUCCGGAAUUUUGGUGAGAAGGGAGGACCAGGGAAACUGAGAUCCUUCUGGGAGGACCAAGUGUUUCAGGUGACACAAAGGAAACACAAGGAUAGCCCAGUAUAUGAGAUUAAGCCAGAAAAUGGCAAGGGACGUGUCAGAGUCGUCCACAGGAACCUUCUGCUGCCGUGUGACUUCUUGCCAGUCGAAAAAGUCAACUCACAUGCAGAGCUGAGAAAGCAAACACAGAAAAACAACAACAAGGACAGACAUGAGCGGCAUGAGCACGAGCACAGUUCGGAGGAUGAAGAUGAAUGGAGAGCAAUCAGAGGACUGUCGACAGAACAAGGGGAACGUGGUAGACAGCCCUGGUGGACAGAAGCAUCAGAGUACAAUGCAGAGAGUGGAGCCAUCAGGAGGGAGGAUCUCUGUGAUGACAAUGACAUGGAACACCAGGAGGACUGCGGAGAAGAGAAUCUGGGCUUGGACAAUAUAGAACACCAAAACAACCAGUAUGAUGAGGAUACAGAGGCACAAGAGAACAAUAAAGACACAGAGCAGACGCACCAGCUUGAGAUGGAGUGCAGUGACCAAGAGGACACUGACCAGUCACCUGUCAGUGUGAAAAAAUACCCGUGAUAUGGAUGGAAAAAGCAGUGGACUGUUAUCGUGCACAAUAACACCUGCUGCGACAUAUGACAGGAAGGGGAGAUACAUGUCAUGUGUUUCACUGUGGCUAGCAGUGAUGCUGAACUCUGACUCCUAAAGAGAUGUAGCCUUCUACAAGCAAUGUAUAGUUGCCACAUAAGGACUGAUAUUGGUAGAAUGUCGGGACGCCAUUAACUUUUUGAGGGGAGAGUGUAAGGACAAGAAAGACAUCGUGGACAAAACAGGACACCCCCCUAUAAUUUAGUCACAAUAUUAUAGUUAGUUAAAUGGUCUGAUUGUUCAAAUAUGUAUUUUCUUUGAUUGUUGUAAAAUAAUGUGUGCCCCAGUCUCCAAAAAUGACAUAGUGCAGGAAGGGUAGUUAUUCCUCCGUUACACCACAAGAGGGAGUAUCCCCUAAAACAAGCAGCUCUAGCGGGAGUAAAUAAGCCCAGCCACUAACCAUAAGGCAGUGCGCCUAUAAGAGUUGUGUGAGAGUGCAAAAGUGUGUAACGUUGUGCUAUGUCUACAUAUAUGUUUGCAGGUAAGCAGAUACAAGAUGGUAAAUAACUUAAAAUGUAUCUACAGAUGAGUCCACUGGGUUGCAGAGAAUGUGGGAAAGUUGGCCGUUAAUCCCCAUUAUGUGUCAUUAGUAUAUAAGUUAUUGGUAGCGAUGUGAAUUAGCCGUGGCGCUAACGAUUAGCAGCUAGAGAUAAUUCAUUAGUUUGUACGGAAACCUCGUGGCGCUUUUGUGGAUUUAUACCUGCACCGAGCUGUAAUCACAGCAGAUAUAGCCUGGUGGAUCACACUAUCUUUUGUUUAUGUUUAUUUCAUUGUUGUACUGUAAGAAAUAUUAGAGAUUUGAGUUUAAGGACUAACCAUAAGGCAGUGCGCCUAUAAGAGUUGUGUGAGAGUGCAAAAGUGUGUAACGUUGUGCUAUGUCUACAUAUAUGUUUGCAGAUGUUUGCAGAUACAGUAAAGGCGAACUCACAAAGCCA
Molecule: messenger RNA, 7826 nt
Organism: Oreochromis niloticus (Nile tilapia)
Lineage: Eukaryota; Metazoa; Chordata; Actinopteri; Cichliformes; Cichlidae
Exons: 2
Coding region: 877-6822 (1981 amino acids)
Biological process (GO): DNA integration
Molecular function (GO): zinc ion binding; nucleic acid binding
Source: RefSeq, a predicted model, not a curated record